Molecule: messenger RNA, 2222 nt
Organism: Aspergillus uvarum CBS 121591
Lineage: Eukaryota; Fungi; Ascomycota; Eurotiomycetes; Eurotiales; Aspergillaceae
Exons: 1
Coding region: 286-2136 (616 amino acids)
Source: RefSeq, a predicted model, not a curated record
UUCUUAUCCGGAGAUCUUUUCGCCCUUCGGGCUUUUAUCGUCAUCUUCUAUAGCUUUCUGGCCUGGUGCCCAAAAUAACCUUUUUUUUCUUUCUCUUCCCAAUCCACCAACCUUUCUUUUUCGUUUCCGUGUUUCUAUUUUUCCGGCAGUGAUUUCUACCUCUCCGAUUGCUCCCAAUUUAUCCUUCAGGACGUCACAGAGUUUUUGUGACCCCCUACAUUGUCAUCCAUCUGCUACGUUCUCCCGGUCGGAUCUCGUUUGUUGCUGUCUGCAAGGGUACAGAAUAUGGGUCCCGCUGUGCGUUACCGGCCCAUGUCUCCCAACGGCUCGCGUAUGAUGGAUCCCAUGCGCGCCUCCACCGGCACUGUGCAGCUCAGUUCUUCCUACGAUCCAUACGAUCUCACCAAUCGCUCUGCACACUCAGGCUAUCACCCCGAUGUCAACUACAUCCCAUCCUACGAUUCACGAUAUGCGCGAGAGCCGCGAUUGGAGGCACAACCGAUCUCCUCGACAACGUACCGUGACCCCGGCCACUCGACCAAAUUGAGGACUGAGUACGCUAUCCGCCCAAGGCAGAGGAGCAAUACCGCCUCCGCUGUCGAAAUCCAGUACGCUCCCGGUCGAUAUGAUGCCUCUGGAUCCCCUCUCUCCAGGGCAUCUCCCGUGAUAAUUCCGAGUCAUCACCGGUCUCCAAGCCCGCAGCGAGCCCAAGACCGCUACGUGGUUCCCGCAUCUUCGCACAGACACCACCGACGUCAUCAUCCUUCCAGCACCGAUUAUGCAAGUGAUACUGGCCGUCUAGACCUGACGGACAAGAUGGCCAUGGCACGGAUCCCUCACAAUGCCUACCCGGCCUAUGAACACAGCCCUCGCUGGCGUUAUCCGCCGACCGGGGGUCUUCGAAAAGGAGAAGACAUUGAUGAUUAUGAUGCCUAUUCCUACACGAACCCUCGUGAACAAUUUGAGAAGGACUCUGCUGCCAGAAUGCGCCGUGAUCAGCGUGCUUAUCACAGGGAUAGACCCCUCAGCUUGACUGGCCCGGAUGACCCUCAAUUGCAAUCGAGAAAAGAAUCUCGGGCACUGGGACCGCCUCCAUCACAGAGAGGGUUUGAUCGCAUUGACCAAGGGGGCCGUGUGCGCCGCUCAACCUAUGGUUCAGCUGACAGCGAUGCAGAGAGCUCGAACGCUCGACGGCGGUCACUUCAAAGAGUCCCUGUUUCCUUGCACCAGGACGUUGAUGAGGGUUACUCUUCUUACCGGUCGGAGCACGAAGAUCAUCGUCACCGUCGUCGCCGGCAUCGACGACAUGAUGACGAUCGGUACUCUCGUGACGAUCGUUCAUCACGGAAGUCCUCAUCUAAGGCUUCAGUCAUCUCCGGGACGAGCACUGGACUGGGAACCGCUGUUCUAGGAUACCCUGAUGACUUUGAUUAUGGGCUUUCUCCUCGGACCGAACACCAUCGUUCCCGUGACGUGGGUCGUGAGGACGAAAACAGGCGACACCAUAGUCGAUCCCGGAGACGACGGUCCCGACGUCGUGACGAGAGCGACUCCGAUUCAUAUACAUCCGACGAGGACUUAAAGAAAUACCGACGCGAACCUUCGGCACAUAGAAGGCGAGAUGGCUCUGACGCCUCAGCGAGCAGCAGCGACCGGGUAUCUCAGUACCUGACUGUGAAUCGUGCUCCUCGUCCUCGAUCACAGUCGAGACGUCGUACAGAGGACACAUCGGCCAAGGAUGGUACCAAGCAGGAAAGGCUCAGUUCCCCUGAUGAGUUGAAGAAGCAUGAAUCGGCAGCCGCGAAGGAUCAGGAUCCCCCUGCCCCCAAGGGUAUCCUGAAGCCGCCACGUGCCAAAUUUCCCGAAGAGCCAAACCCUGUGCGAGAAGGCGUGGCACCUCUGAAAGAUGCUCACAAAAAGGGCAUUCCUCCAGGUGCUAGGUGGACAAAAAUUGAUAGGCGACUGGUCAACCCUGCUGCCUUGGAGCUCGGCCGCGAACGUUUUGAGGAACGUUCUGAAUAUGUGAUUGUUUUGCGUGUCCUGAGCAAGGAAGAGAUUCAAGCGUACGCCGUCAAAACGCAGGAGAUUCGAGGUAUGUGCCAAGAACCUUGGUUCGGAGAAGAGUCUGCAUACUGACAACUAGCUAGAUGCUCGUUACCAUGAGUAUAUUCAAGAAAAACGUCGACGUCGCGAGGAAGACCGUCGCCGCGGACGCAAGGUCG